Messenger RNA from Adineta steineri, 327 nucleotides. Lineage: Eukaryota; Metazoa; Rotifera; Eurotatoria; Adinetida; Adinetidae. The record is from the annotation of a GenBank genome assembly.
AUGACUACGAAUUAUUCAAAUACACAAAUUGGAGCAUUCGAAAUCAGUUCUGUUUACAAUUGUGAUGAUUUCUAUAAAUCCAAUGCUGAAGCCAAUUAUAUUAAUCUUGAAAAAGGUCUACUUCUAUUUGUGUAUCUACAUGAAAGUAGUAAUAGUACUUUAAAAUCUAAUGUACACAUAUACAAUAAGCUAUGUGAUGGUCAAAUUUGUUAUCACACAAUUGUAUCGAAUGGAUUUCAUGAUCCAUAUUAUUGUGCUUAUGAUCAUUCUGAAGCCUAUCAUCAACAAAAUUUGUGUAAAGAAUGGUAUACAUGGAAUUGUACAUGA